AUGGUGAAAAAUAUUCGUUCGGCAAAGGCCGAAACAGUGUCACCCCCCAUGGUUGAUAGGUAGGCAACCUGAAUAUGGUUAUUAUUAAUAACGAAUACUGUUUACCAAAUUUCGCCUGUAUGACGUGUCUGACACUCUUGUCGUCAGCUCGUCAUAACCGGCCAAUGUGCUAACUCGUUGCACAAUUGGUGUCCUAACUAACUUAUCAUCAAUGGCCACUGAGCCGUCUGCAACUGUAUUACUAAUGACUAGGUUUCCUUUUUGGAUACAUUUAAAUUGUGUGAAUGAACCAACAUGCUGGGCAAGUGGUCCAUCUGUAUGCUGCUGUUUACACGUCCACUCCUUAUUAAUGUGGAUAUCACUUGCCACUGACUGCAAUUCCCCUAACCUACGCACUACUUGUUGCAAUGGCUGGAAAGGUUUCCUAAGCAGACGCUUUAAUCUGCCUAGGUAACUUUCGAAAGGAAAGGAUGAAAAAGCGUCAAUCGGACCAUGUCGUGUUACAUCGUCCGCCAAGUGCACAAUGCUGUGAACAUUAUGCACCCUUUCUUUCCUACCGUACAAAGACGCAAAUUUAUCGACAAACAUGCGUAAUACACGGCUGCAAAACGGAACCCACUGUCUGCAUGAGCGAGGCCGUACUAGGCAGCGUACUGCUGUAAGAAGCAGUAAGAAGUGCUUCCAAAACUUACGUGGAAGCACACCAUAAAGAACAACUACGCCAGUGUACAACAAGAAUUGGCGCAGUUCUGUGCCCUUCCAAGUGUCCAUGUCAUUUAAUGACCUAGCGCGCUGCGAAAAUUCCCUCGGCAGGUACGAGUUCAACGCGCGCAAGUUAUUAUUUAUUGUCGAUACUUGCGAUGUAGACAACCUACAUGCUCUGUCCCUAGGGCUGCGCAGCCUAAGGUUGAGAAGUCUUCUCAUUACACCUAGGUACACCAAAUGUAAAGGAUCUAAGGGGAAGGAGCUUACCAUUCCCACGUUGCACGCCAGCAAUGGCGACACGCCAAUGCGGUGGCAGUCAUCGUCCCUGGAAUAAAAAUCUUCAUCUGUCCUAGCAUGUUCGGAGACACUAUCAUAAACUAUCUUAUCAACGUACUCUCCCUUAACGCAGCAGCGUUCGCAGCCAUAGUAAGCAUUAACAUUUUUAAUCUGCUUAAUAAAAGCUCUUGCCGGGGCAUCACAUAUGACGGAAGCCAAACGGAAGCGCAGAGUUCUGUCACCCGCAUCCAGCUGCAAACCGUGUUCAUUCAACGACAAUAAAUCGUCGACCAGCGGUUGGCAGAACGCCUGCACGUCCGAAGGCUUACCAACUCCACAGUAUAUACCAACUGUGAAAACCUUACUUAAUAUUGGCUUCCUAAUUCUGCCUAAAAUAGGCUAAAAUUCACGCUUGGUCUUCCUAUGGAUUGGAAGACCAUCUAUUGCUAGACUUACAACUACUUCUUCUACCGAAGGGGACAAAGCUAGAUUACGCAAAUGCGCGUUGACCUGAGUGGCAAGACCCAAAUGCAUAUACUCACCGCUGACCAUUGCCGUGCUCGGUGCAGAGACGUAUUUCGCGCCCAACAGCGUUCGUGCGUCAGCAGGGAGGUCCGGCAACCACGGUUUCAAAGUCUUCAGCAGAUCGUUCAAGUGAGAAUGCGGAAUUUUUGACCGUAAAGCCCACUUUCGCAAACUUUCACGAGAGCUUGCAUCCUCCUCCUCUACUUCGGCCGUUGAACCAACUUCUUCGUCCGUAAACACACUGCUACCCUCCAAGGAAGAAGAGCGUUCGUUCACCAGCGAAGUUGAAGACAUAGACACGUCCGUGUCGCUUUCAGACCAACUAUCGGAUGAUGUGUCCGACGACGGCAUUCCCUCCACCUCUUCGCUGAUUCUUCUUAUUAUUUCUUCAGUUUCUCGGCGCGCUUGACACCGUAUUUUACGCCUAGUGACAGGAGUAAACAUAACUGUGAGUAAAAGGAGACACAAGGGAACACAAAGACAAAGAUAGUUAGGGUAGGCAACGUCAGCGUAGAGCGAGACACGGCGUGCGCAGUGCAGCGUGGGAUAGCAAAAAGUGGCACCGGCGAGAGCCGGAGGACUAUCGGGCACCGUAGUUAAUCGAUAAUCAAGUGCACGUAUGCGCGGCCGCUUGCGCCCUUCGCGACGCCGGCGCAGGCGAGCCGGGAACCAAUCAAAUCGCGAGCAGGCUAAAGACCCACUACCCCCUCAAAGUACGCUGGCUCGCGGCGAGCUGGCUUGCUAUUAGGGAUGCUGACACCUGCUCUGUUCUCGGUCACGGUUCUAGCACCCAGAGACGGUGGGGAGGCCGCCAGCUUUCCUCAUUUAGCACGUGCUCUGCGGGGCAUUACAGACAAGAUAAGUUUUUCGUUACAGUAGAAGGAUCAAAACGUUGCUAAAGUACAGAAAAGCGCACUGAGUAGCAAGUACUACUGAUAUUUAACUACGAAAACUAGAACGAGAUAGUCUGGAACGGAGUCACUAAAAAGGUUUUUACAAUUUACGACUAUUUUGCCAGACUGUCAAACAAAACUGUGAAACAUCAUACCUUGUAUUGAAAGGCGACUUUUAAAGGGACUCAAGUAAAAAACAGGCAUUAAUUGCUUAAGAAUAUCCAAGUAAAUGCAAAGCUUCACUAAUCUUUGAAAUUGAGCUGCGAUCCUUGAAUUUGACAUUUCGUGCACCCUCAAUAGCAGAUGUGUGAUUCAGAAUGUUACGAAUAUUAAAAAUAUGCUUCCGUUUUAACCCCUCAGUUUCGGUGAUCUUUACCCCAAUAAAUUUAAGGGCCUAUUCAACAGCUUUUUCUGAACUACCGUUAACAUCGCCUUAUAUCAACUGAUCUACUAUUUCGUUAGAUGAUGUACCGCUAAGACAGGUAGCGGCGCAGUUUUUAGUCAUAUCUAGAGAAGGCUGCGAACACACACUGGCGCCGGUUUCUUCUCCGGUCAGGGUUCUAGUUCUCAGAGCUGGUGAAAAGGCCGUGAGCCUUUUUUUAACAAGUCCUCUUGGGGCAUUGAAUGGUACGAUACAGGUUUCCCUUGCAGUACAAGAAUUAAAAUUUGCAAACUUACAGUAAAACACACAAUACAGCAAACGCCACUGUUAAUUUGUUAAAAUAACUAGAAGAAGACGGUGUGACACGGCGUCAGUAAGCAAGCGCUUUGCGAAAUGCAGCUAAUCUACCGGACUAUAAUAAGGCUAGGGAGAAAUUGUACCUGGAAAUAAAAAGCGACUUUAAAGAACUCAAUCAAAAAUACGCAUUCAUUGUCCAGGAAUAUCCACUUAAAGACAAAACAUCGAUUUUCUUCGAAAUUAAGCUGUGUGACUCAACAUCUGGUGCGCAUAUUCUACACGCACAACUCGGCAUUCACAGAUGUAGAUAAGGGCUGUCCGAAUGGAUGUACGGUACACGCAGAGCAUCGUGGUGACGCAGAUGUCGCUUCAGAUCCCAAAAUAACUCUAUGUCUUGAAAAAAAACGGAAGACAGUAACGACCUGGUAGACAGUGUCACCACGAAAUAUUUCAGUAGCACCAGUUGGAUAUUCUUUUACUAUGCUAAAUCCUAGUGAACUAGUUUACUCCGACGGGAGCAAAUAUUCAAAGUAUCUCAAGCAACCUUAGUCUCUAUUCGUCACAUCGGGCUUAGUGGAACAUAUCUGAGAAAACGCAUCGAGGUUUAGACCACCCACUUUCCUUUCAGGCGCAAAUUUGUAUCGUCUUAGUAAGUUAUAAUUCUAAUCUGUUAUCUGCGUUUCUCUAAAUUUGCAUUAAGAUGGAAGUCUGUGGGAUAUUGCAUAUGUAAUAUUACACCCCGAUAUAUAUAAAUAUACGCAUGUAUUGAAACGUAGGCAUCCCAAGAAAUAUAAGUUGAAGUUAAAGGCGUUCUUUGGGAAAAUAAACUUUAUUGCGUAAAUUUUCGACGCCGGUUCCCCAGGUCGUCGUCAGACGCAGACUGAGAGUAAAUGUGCCGACAACAGUUAACAUCUGGCAGCGCAGGUGGAAAAAUCGAUAAUCGUUCGCGUUUGUGCCCGUGAGCGGAUUAACUAAAGGAAGAGCCGUGGCCUCCAGUUUCUGCAUUGUGAUCUCGGCAAGGAAGCCAGAGAUAGGUGACCCCAUUUGGGCUCCCUUCAGUUGUUGGUAGUACUGUUGGUCGAACGAAAAAUUGGUUUCCAUACACAGGUCUAAGAGCUCGAGUAAGGCAAUAGCGGGAACAUCCGUGUCACAGGAUUGCAGGAGGUCCUCUGUGCACUGUUUCGCCAAUUCUAACGGUAUGGACGUGAAGAGGGAGACAACAUCGAAGGACACCGUGAUCUCGUCAGAGGAAACUGUGAUUCCUUUUAAUUUCUUUAGAAACUCUGCAGAGUUCUCAAUCGACGUUUCACAAUUCCUAGUAAGUGGAUGAAGUUUUUGGAAUAGCCACUUUGAAAUUUUGUAGUUGGGUGCUCCGAUUAGCGAUACUAUCGGUCGUAACGGCGCUUCAGCUUUGUGGACUUUGGGUAGUCCAUAGAUCCUAGCAAUGGUGGGUUCAGUUUGUUUCAAGUGUUUAGCUAUUUCUCCCGACAACAACUGAAGGGAGCCCCAAUGGGGUCACCUAUCUCUGGCUUCCUUGCCGAGAUCACAAUGCAGAAACUGGAGGCCACGGCUCUUCCUUUAGUUAAUCCUAAAUUGUGGUUGAGAUACGUGGACGACACAUUUGUGAUCGUUAAGAAGGAUCAACUAGAAACGCUCCACAAAACCAUUAACUCAACAAUGCCGGGGAUUAAAUUCACACUCGAGAAAGAAGUUGACAAAAAACUCCCAUUUUGAAUGUUCUUGUGCAGCGGAAGACCGACGGAACGUUGCGCACAUCGGUGUACCGCAAACAAACCUAUGCGGAAGUCAUUCUACACUACGAGAGCAACCACCCCAUUUCCCACAAACGGAGUACGGUCAACUGUCUGCUUAACCGGGCAAAAACACACUGCUCGGACGAAGAAGGCUACCAGGCCGAACUAAGUUACUUGUGUGAAUUAUUUUCCCGAAAUGGGUAUCCCAAGAAUUUUGUGCGCCGAUGCAUGAGACAGAAAAAGUCAAAAGAAACGGAACAAAGAGCUUCCAGCCAGGCACCCAAGCCAAAUACAUGGCGAACUCUCCCUUAUAUCAAUAACGUGUCUGAACUCGUGGAAAGGCGCCUAAAUAAGCACCAAAUUCUGGUGGCACACAGACCAACGACUACAUUACGUACUCAGAUAGUACACCCUAAGGAUAGGGUCGGCUAUUUGGAUAGAAAGGAAGUAGUCUAAAAGAUCCCGUGUGGGGCCUGUGAUCCAGUUUAUUGUGGUCAAACAGGAAAAUCCGCCUCUACACGCAUUCACGAACACCAACUUGCAGUAAAGAGGCGAGACCACCUGUCUCAAGUAGCCAUGCAUACCCUGGACACGGGGCAUACGUUUGCUUGGGACAGAACACGGAUUGUCGGCGCCUGCCCCUUCAAGAAAGGCCGAGAGUUCCUUGAGGCCAUGCACUCGGACGAAUCGUGCAUCAACCGUCACAUCGAGUUGGACGCCGCGUACAAAAGUCUCAAGGAGAAAUGGAAGAGACGAGAGCCAAUCGGCACAGAAUGACGCAAAUAGCGGCCGUUCACGGGCACAAACGCGAACGAUUAUCGAUUUUUCCACGUGCGCUGCCAGAUGUUAACUGUUGUCGGCACAUUUACUCUCAGUCUGCGUCUGACGACGACCUGGGGAACCGGCGUCGAAAAUUUACGCAAUAAAGUUCAUUUUCCCAAAGAACGCCUUUAACUUCAACAUAUAUAAAUAUAUAUAUUCACUUAUUUAUAGAUGUGCAUAUGCACUUCAUACAAGAAAUCAAAUAAAGUUGUAGUUAAUAGCUUGAGUUAUCAAUUACACCUGUGUAUAAUUACUUGUAUACAAGUGCCUGCAGACACUUUUAUAUGGGUGGCAGGAAGAACACAUCUAGGACCUUAAUUAUAAUCAAGGGUCUUAAUUAAGACCCAAGACUUUAUUCGCAUACACUAAUUCUCUGUUGCCACACGCGAAGUUGUGAAAUCCGUUCGAAUAUUUGGAGCAUUAGCAGUCGAAUCACCGGGUUAAGUCAUGCACACGUGUGAAACUUUUUAUUGCUGUACAGUAACCAUCACAUUGGCUUUUACAAGAGGCAGUUGGACGUUCGUUCGGGAGCAACAGUCGGUGAAUUGACCCUUUUCCACGUCAAAUCAGCUGCACGUUUCAGUUCAUCCGCGGACGUUAUGUUAAUAUUAACGGGCCUGUUUUUUCCAGCCGUUUAGGUGGGCAAGAGGAAGUGUUUCGUAGCCGAAGGAGCCAUACCUAAUGCAUAAAUACUUGUCAUUCUAAGCGCUUAUCUUACUCCUCGUCGUGGUUUUCAUAUGUCGUUCACUGACCUAAAGUUUUAGCAUAUUUAUCUUCAGGUUUGCACAGGCUGAGAUUACGAAGUAAGGCGUUAUACAAUGGUAUUUCUGAUCAUGCUCAAGUACAUUUGACUUUAUGACAGUUCGGUCGUUGCUCUCACCGACUUCUAUAGUGUGCUCGUAACAGAUGGACAAAAAGAUAGUGACAUGGGAGUGAGUUGGUUUUUAGCGAUAACAGGCUUGUACCGCAUCUACAGCAUUCCUUCCUUCACUGAUCAUAUGCGCCCGGUGUCAAGAAGACUCAACGAGACCGCAGGCUGGAUCCGGCAAAAUCACUGGCAGGACUAAAUGGCCCAUAUACGUGUGCCACAAUACCGGGUCUAAAUGCAAUGGAACGGGCUAUCAAGUUCGACUUCAUAAGUAAAGCAAAAAUGGGACGUAUGCUCUAUCCUAAAUUACCAGGAUAUAUUUGGGCUUCACCGCUGUGGUUACUCAUGUACCUUACUCAAGUUGCAGGGAUCUGGAAAAUCUUAACAAAUACUUCUUAUGCUUUCCCGUUUGAUUUGUUAACAGUAAAUUCAGUAUUAACCAAAUGGAUACUCGACAAUGCUCUGCAGACUUCAAUUGGUCUUCCUUAAGUUUUUGCUGUUUUGUAUGCAGGCUGAUCCACCCUUUUAUGUUUAAGAAGGCUGCAUAUAUAAUUUUUAAACAUUAACAGCCAAUUUUAAUUUGGGCGUUUGCAUGAUUAUUUAUAUUAACCUCCAACAAUUAUUGAUCCGCAAAGUGCAAUCAAGUCUAAAAAGAUGAAUCUCCCUGACAAACGUGGGCCAGCUUCCCACUUUAGGAUGUUCACAUUUCCUCCUCUGACAAUUUCUGUUGAAUUUUUAAGAGAGUAAUUUACUUUUUUAAACAAGUUUUUUGUCUGGUAUUGCUUUGUAAACUGUAUUGGCUUCCUCCGUUUUCUUGGACAUUGGUUUUGCAUCGGCACACUCUGAAGGCUGUUUAUCAUUUCACUCAUUGGCGUGCCACCUGCAGUCUCAUAGUUUUUGUUUCAUUUAAUGAAACUAUUUUGGUGAAACAUUCGAAGAUAUAUCUAUCUGCUUAAGUAAAGCAGAUAAGACACCAAAACUCUUUACAUAGCUUACUGUUUUGUUUCGGGCGCUUACCAAUUUUAUGCUCCGGAGGGAAAACUUGGUAACAUAUGUUGGCAAGACUGUCACCAUUAUAACAAAAAUCACCAAACAAGACAACAUCUGACGUUAAAGCAGCCUGUAGUCACCAGUUUGAGCGAUUUUGCUAGAUAUAUUCCACAAUUUUGAACAAGCAUGUACACAUUUAAGUCUGCGUGCACCAAUAAGUCAUCCCCUCUUACGUUGUUUUUAUUUAUUGAUUCGAAUUUACAUUAACGACCUUUUAGGAGUUUUGCUUGCCCUUUAACAAGAUCAGUAAUUAGUUACACCGCAAUGAGAACGACGGUCAAAACACCUGCUUAUAGUGAAAUCAAACUUAAAUAAGGGGAACAGCAAAGUGCCAGUAGUCAGUCGUCCGAAGGGAGUGCUUUGCAGUUUAAGACUUGGAAAUAGAGUGAAUAAGGCAUCUAACGCCCCAAAUGGGUCAAGAAACAAUAAUUUUUACAAAAAAUACGGAACAACGCUUUCGACGGCCUAUUUCUGUACUUAUUAGUCCCUUGUUCUGUGCUAUGCGUGCUUUUUGCUCAUAUCUUAAUUAUACAUUUUUCUUUUCCAUCAACAGCCAGCGUUACGAAAUGUUUACCACAAAAAGGUUAGUUCUAAGUUCUCUUUCGUUUUUAUGACGUCCUACAAAAUUGUAAGUCGUUUUAGUUUUUGUUAAAUAAAUGAGGCGCUCACUAUUUUGACUUAUCAUUGGCCUCCUAGGCUGAAUUUGUGGAGCAACUUUGGAGAUGGUUUAAUUUAACUUUCUCUGACAUUUAAAACACUACGAUUCACUAGGUUUUUGUGAAGUUGUAAGUAUAAACAUCAAAAACUGUAUUGUUAAAACGUCAGGUUUUACUUCUUUCGCUUUAACUUGUUGUUACGUCUCCCUAAAACCAAGAUGGGGCCUACUUUACAUUGCUUCAUGACCUAAAAUUUUAUUCCUUUGAGUCAAAGCAAGCGAAAUCAAGCAAGAUUGAUAUAUGUUUUGCUCCCUACGAGUGGUUUAUUUUGAUAAUUGUCCUUUCUGAUAUCCGUUAGUUUUUAACGACAGAGAUCCGAUCCAGCUGGUUUAAUUUGCUUUUCUGCAUUCUAAAAUAAGAAGCCAGGGAAUUGAAUUGUAUAAGUAUUUCCCAUACUGACAACACAGUUACUAUCUAAAAGCUCACACACGCGUGUUUCGUCGAUCUUAUGUCGCUGCCUGACGCAGCUGCGAGGACUGCGGCUCAUCAGUGUGUCUCCCGGCCUCCUCUAUGUAUUUUCCGGUAUAUGAACUUCAGUUUCAUCUUGCUUUGCUUAUUUUCCAAGAAAAUCAGUCUGAGAACUCGGAAUAAAUCCCCUAGCACACACCUUUUCAGACACGGUGAGCUGCGUUAGGCAGCAGCACAAGACCAGCAAAAUACGCGCAUCUGGGACUUUAGCUAGUACCUUUGCUGUCAGUACGGCAAAUAAUUACACGCUGCCUGUUGGCGGUUUGCGAUAAAUACGCAGUUGUGCCGCAGUGGCCGAUGGAUUUCAGCCAAAAUAUCCAUAUCAAUUCUCGGACCCUGCCCAAAAAGGUCUGUUCCAAAAGAUUUACUUAAAGUUUGCGCAUAAAUUUCGUCUGGAAUUAAACAGGGCAAGGUAGGGAAUUCAUAUACGCUCAGUGACGUUAUUACUCGUCAGCCAUGUUUUUCGAAAUGUCAGGCAAAAAAUCUCUCAAUUUCGGAACUAAUGUUUAAAAACUGUAACUUUUAAGCUGAAAAAUUUUAUAUCUUAGCAGAACUAUCGUGUAUCGUUCGAUUUUUCUCUUCUACACAAAACUUAUAGUGCACAGUAAGGUCAUGCACUUUCUUUGCGUUAUUUUCAGAUCUGAAAAUAACCCAAUUAAAUUGACGGAUGACGCUGCUUACCUCAUCAAGGAACUGGGACAAGCCCUGAAGGAAGCCUUAACCGAGGUUGUUAUAAGGAAGCCUCGGGAUCCCAUUGAGUUUAUCGCUCGCUUUCUGCAGCGUGUAUUCGAAACAAGGGAAUAUGAGAGACAAGUCAGUUUACAAACUAUUACACCAUUUUAUCCUUCGUUGUAUGCUUCUGAUGCUAUUUUGAUUCUUUCAGUGUUGUAUCCAACAGGUGGAGAAUAUCCCCAAAUUUUUAUCCGCUCUGGUCAUUAGGAGACCAAAAACUGAAAUAUGCAUAACUCAGGACUUCUUCCCCUUUCCUUCAGGCUGAAGAGGAUUUUCAGCGGGAAAAGGAGAUCGAAAGGGAAUUGGCGGAGAAGCGCGCCAACGCACUUCGACUUGGCAACGAACGCAAGAUGAUUGAAGCCGAAAAUCUGGCUAAGGUUAGAAAAAUUCAUAAAAGCGAAGAUUUACUCGAAGCCAUUGCGUCUGUUUCCACAAAACUAGAUUUUUUCUUUAACGUAGGACAGACUUACAGCUGUAGUGUACUUUUCGAUGUCCAGAUUAAUUAAGAAUUGUUAAUCAGUACGAUUUACUACCUAAACUCAGGAAGUGAGAAUGGAUUCUUUUGAAUUGUUUGUCAGUCCUCAAUUUUGAAACAAAACAAAAAUCUGCUGUUCCAUCUUAUAACUAGGAUAGAUCGCUGAGGGUCACUUCCAUGCAAGCAAAAUCGUUGAUAAAGCUCGCUUCUUCCUUCUGAUUAAUAAUUUUUAUUAAGGGGAUCUUUUAGUUUGAAACAGAAUACCUAUAACGUAUCCUUUACGUGUUAUUCAAAUAUGAAUAAGAAACCUGAGUAAAAAUCAUUCACCUUUUAAAGUUUCGUUUGGUCUGUUUAAAAAUUACAAAUUGCAUGCAUUCCACAACGUCACUUUUAUUAUGGUUAACAUAUUAACUUAUCCGGAAGCUCACGACUCUAGGUAACAUAUGCUACAAACAUAUCGCUACCGAAUUUAUGCAUUAGUGACAUCGCUGUCGUUCAUACAUGUAAGGAUCUUAGUGUGAAUAUCUGCUAAUUUGGAAGUUUGAUCUGAAAAAGGGGUUACUUGAUAGUGGCCAUUAGAACUGUGCCUCCUUGUAUAGACGGUUUCAUUUCACACUGACGGUAGAAUGGCAAAACUCUUUUCAGCGCAUGAUUAUUUUCCUGCCCCUUGCUAUUCUGUCCAGUUUUAAUUAAAUGAUAAAUGUAUGUAAUGGUACUGGAGAUAAUUUGUGGAAUCUGUAACUGAAGGUAGGUAAAAUAUGCCUAAAUACUGCAUUCUGAAAACGGCCCUCCAUUAUCCCUGGGAUUUAUAACCUCUUAUUUCGUUCAGAUUGUUUUGUACUGUUUUUUGAGCGCCAUAACCUACCUUUGUUAGAUCAACUGAUUCUUACUUGUCCAGAGUAUUUGUUCCCUGUACUUAAUUGUAAACUAUCAAGGCGGUGUGUUUUAUAGCUCUGUUAUAAAAUAUUCUUGCUGGUAUGUUCUGAGUUUUUAAUCUCUACUUCAUAUAAACUCACGAGGAAGAUCGACUGAAUUGCAAUAUUACUUAGUACGUAGAAGGUUACCGACAAAAGCGAGAGGAGUGGUGGGCUUUUAUACGCUUAAUUGGCGGUCGCCAAGCGGUCAUGUCCUAGCUCUAGGUUUGCACAGAUCCCGGGCUCCAACUUGAUUCCAUUGACCACUGAACGGCUAGAUCGCAGUUGGUAGCCAGAACCCGUGUGACAGGUGGCGGGAGGGUUUAUUUACUGAAAUACAUUUUCGGUUAGGAGUGGUUACUUAAGUAGGGUUAUAAUAUCGCUUAUUGUGCAGCAUACUCUCAAGAUAGCUCAGUCAUGCCAGGAUGUCGGCCUUUGAACGCACAAUCUUUGAACCGGUUGCGUGAACUACGUCCUGAUAGAGGUGACUACUUAAGCAAUAUGAACCUAUCCCGUUGAUUUUCGACGUCCUUAUAUUUUCAAAUAUGAUUGAGCAGACAAGAUACAUAAAAAAUAUUCUUUCCUUUACUCUUUCAGUAUCGGACUGCGUCUUUUUUAAAUUCAGUAGUUAAUGAAAAAUAUAUCUCGGUUUUAAAGGACGUCUUGAAUACCCCGAUAAUUUUGAACCCGACUUAUCGUUACACUUGCAUUCCGGGUUUCCAUACUACAAGUUCUAUACUUUUAUUAUAAGGAAAAAGCACUUUUCUAUGCGCCAAUAAGAUGUCAUGCACAGCUCAAAAAAUUUUGUAACGAAUGUAGACCGCGUUUUUCAUUUUGUGAACAACCUCAGUAAACGUUCUGAUGCGAUGCUGCAUGGUUGGAAAAAUUAGACGUUUUUUUCUGCCAAACGGGUACAGGAAUACAUAUUUUUGUGUAUGUUUUCUAUAAAACACAGUUUGCCUUAUAGGGGCAUCGGAAGUUGCCGGGAAAAACUCAUACUACUUAAACAGUCCUUUUUUACUGAUUGCAGUUUAGGCAGCCGGCUGUAAGGAAGUUCAGUCAUGAGUCAACAUCCUGGCGUGACUGAAGUAUUUUUGGAUUAUGCUGCAUAUUAAUUAGUCAGAACAGCAUUACCGACAAAGACAAGGGAGACUGGAAUGGCCAUUUCUGGCUUAUUAGCCGUCGUCAGCCAGCCAUACCCAAGCCCGAAGUGUGGAACACCUGAGCCUCGAACUCGCGACCUGUUGGUUUAGGAGUCCACGCCUCUAUCCACCGGGCCACGAGCCCGUUGCCCUGUCGGUUUUCGAUCGGGAAUAUACAAUGUUAGGGGGCGCUCACCGAUCGUUCAUACGGAACUCACUCGUUCCGUUGUGCCUUAAGGGCUCUCUCUCGAGCCCAACCAGUCGGUAAUGCUAUUCUGCCUAUGUAUCAUGCGCCGCUGUGCGGCUGCUGGUUGGACUCGAGAGAGAGCCCUUAAGGCACAACGGAACGAGUGAGUUCCGUAUGAACGAUCGGUGAGCGCCCCCUAACAUUGUAUAUUCCCGAUCGAAAACCGACAGGGCAACGGGCUCGUGACCCGGUGGAUAGAGGCGUGGACUUCUUAACCAACAGGCCGCGAGUUCGAGGCUCGGGUGUUCUACACUUUGGGCUUGGGUAUGGCUGGCUGACGACGGCUAAUAAGCCAGAAAUGGCCAUUCCAGUCUCCCUUUUCUUUGUCGGUAAUGCUAUUCUGCCUGUGUAUCAUGCGCCGCUGUGCGGCUGCUGGUUGGGCUCGAGAGAGAGCCCUUAAGGCACAACGGAACGAGUGAGUUCCGUAUGAACUAUCGGUGAGCGCCCCCUACCAUCAUAUUAAUUAGUAUAACAACUUCAGUUAGGUAAUCUUUUCGAACUGAUAGUAUGCUUCGGAAUCUCAUCCAACAUUUCCUGAGAUAGCCCACCUACUGCGGUCACUCUCUUCAAUAAAGAUCCACUGGUAGACUCAAACCAAUAGGACUUUUUAUGCAAAUAAUUGUGAAUUAAUCAUGGUUGGAGCACUAUUCUUGCAAUAAGUGAACUAUCGCAUUUGAUAAAGGAACGAUUAGAUAAUUUUGCGAGUUACAUGUAUUUUACAAAAAGGGGGAAUAAUUUGACGGGGUGAUGGUGUGGACAUCCUGCAACAGAACUCUCACUUCCUCAAUUCUUAAGAUUCAUGGGACACGAGAGGGCGACUGAAACAGCGUAGACUCGCAGGCCUCCGUUGUUUCUUGUAAACCCUAUCAACCAUAACUAUCCAUUUCCUGCUACACCUAACUUAAUAGUUCUAUAAGUGCAGGCAGAUUAAAAAGAUAACCCGCAAUUUCUGUUGUUCACAAACAUGUACUAGCGUACUGCCACUAACAAAUAGUAAACGACUUUAAAGAUUCCAAUGACGCUGUAAGCACCCCUGAAGCCAAAUGCGCAUUGGCUUAUGCGACAGAGUCUUAACACCAUUUAGUCUCCUUCCUUACCUUUCCACCUUUUUGCACUUUUGACGUACCCGGUUAUAGCAGUCUUUACCAAGCGCCCCGGUGGCAAGGUCCUUCUCCAUUGUGAACUACUUAGCGUGCUGUCUGACUGCUUAUAAAUCAGUCAAUGCGAUUGAAUCGCGGUUGGGGUCAGCAGGCUAUAUCCUGACUUGUAUCACCCACCCACUUACCUCUCACCUGCCAGCAGAGACUGAAUCGAAUCUGUGACAUGGAAAAACUUUACCUCCUCGUCGAUAACGACGACUUUGUCUGAACGGUAACGAAGUAUUCAGCCGCGCAACAGUCUUCUCCUCUGAGCCGAUCGUUAUUGGGAAUUUUGGUAGAAUUCUGAUUUGCUCCUCGGCAAAGCAGUUGCCUCCAAAGUCGUCCUCGAAUAGUUGCACAGAUUCUAAUGACUUAAAAUUUACUCAUUUUUCAAGGAGGCCAAAGCCAGAGCCGAGAAAGCAGCGGAGGAGGCCGCAAAAAUUGAGGCCGAGCGAAUAGCGCUCAUUCAGAAUCUCGAUGGCGUCCAGGUGCCGGUAAAAGACGUGGAUCCAAAGGCGUCAGAAGAACCCGAGCUGGAAGAGUCUGUCCCACAGGAAGAGGAUGAUGAAAACCCAGAGACGGGUGAGUGAUUGCAACUUUAAGGCUCUCAUCCGAAAGAGUCGCCUGCUCCAAAUAGAUGCCCAUUUCCUCGUCAUUUUGCUUUUACAGGUGAAACCCCUCCAGAGACACCGCUUAACGAUGAGGCGAUCGCGGAUGCAAUUCUCGACGGCGUCGAGGUGCCGGCAAGAGACGUGGAUCCAAAGACGUCAGAAGAACCCGAGUUGGAGGAGUCUGCCCCACAGGAAGAGCAAGAUGGAAACCCAGAGACGGGUGAGUGAUUGCAACUUUAAGGCUCUCAUCCGAAAGAGUCGCCUGCUCCAAAUAGAUGCCCAUUUCCUCGUCAUUUUGCUUUUACAGGCGAAAUUCUUCCAGAGACACCACUUAAUGAUGAGGAGAUCGCGGAUGCAACCCUCCCGGAAAAUGACGCUGAAACGGAGGAGAAUGCGGAGAGUGCUGUCGAUAAUGAAGAUAAUGGAGAUAAUGAGGAUGCUGACCAAAUUGAAUGA
Molecule: messenger RNA, 14472 nt
Organism: Spirometra erinaceieuropaei
Lineage: Eukaryota; Metazoa; Platyhelminthes; Cestoda; Diphyllobothriidea; Diphyllobothriidae
Source: the annotation of a GenBank genome assembly